CAUCAUCAAACAGACCGCAGACCGACCGGAGCGGGGAGUAGAGGAGUGUACAACCGUGAACAUUUACACUAAAACCCUGGGAAAUAAUGCUUUUCUGUCCUCUUAUUCUGAUGGGGAUUUGGACCUGAGCUACUACGAUGAAAUAGCGUCGAAAGGAGCGCCUAAAUCACGGGGGAUAUUAAAGAAAAGGAGGAGAAAAGGUCGGUGGUUGUGAUGUUGUUCCGGCUUCCUCUGCUUAAAGACUGCAUUUCCCAUGGAGCAGUGCACCGACACGCACACUGUUGUACCAUGGAGCCACCAGUCAGGGUUUUGGACCCAAAGAGCCAGUGAGACAGAAGAAGACCUGAUAUUGUGAUAUCUCCCAUCAUCCCUCCUUCUCUCUCAACUCCUGCUGAGGACUAAAGACUUUUAUCAGGAGUUAUCAGAUCUCAGAACGCUCCAGACUUCAGAUUUCGGCUCGCUCUGGGCCCGGUUCAGGUCCAGCUUCAGUCUCAGGUUCUGCUGCAGGAUGGCAAGUCCAUCGCUAUGUUUGGCUGUCAUGGCUGCCGCUCUCCUGCUGACCCUCAGAGCAGACGCCGCAGGUCAGAACCCGGACCACGUCCUGCAGGGGACAGGGGUGAAACCCGGGGAGGACUCUACCAUCGCGCCCGAGGACGCCGCACGUUUCCUCAGCUGCUACUGCUCCGGACACUGUCCCGAGGACGCCACCAAUAACACCUGCCAAACCAAUGGUCAGUGUUUUGCUAUCAUCGAAGAGGACGAACACGGAGAGGCGAUCCUCACCUCCGGCUGCAUGAAGUAUGAAGGCUCACACUUCCAGUGCAAGGACUCUCCGAACGCUCAGACCCGGAGAACGAUCGAGUGCUGCAACACCGACUUCUGCAACAGAGACCUGCAGCCCACCCUCCCCCCUCAGCCCCCUGCCGAAGGCAGCCCCCACUGGCUGGCGUUCCUGAUCUCCAUGACGGUCUGCUGCUGCACGCUCAUCUGUGUCACCGUAGUCUGUUACUACAGGUACAAGUGGCAGAGCGAGCGUCAGCGGUACCACAAAGAUCUGGAACAGGAAGUCUUCAUCCCAGUUGGAGAGUCACUCAAAGACCUCAUCCACCAAUCACAGAGCUCGGGCAGUGGCUCGGGGCUUCCUCUGCUGGUGCAGCGGACAAUCGCAAAGCAGAUCCAGAUGGUGCGUCAGAUCGGGAAGGGUCGGUACGGCGAGGUGUGGCUCGGCCGCUGGAGGGGGGAGAAGGUGGCCGUCAAAGUGUUCUUCACCCGGGAGGAGGCCAGCUGGUUCAGGGAAACGGAGAUCUACCAGACGGUGCUGAUGAGACACGAAAACAUACUUGGCUUCAUCGCGGCCGACAUUAAAGGCACGGGCGCCUUCACGCAGCUCUUCCUCAUCACGGAUUACCACGAGAACGGCUCUCUGUACGACUUCCUGAAGCUCAGCACGUUGGACACGCAGACGCUGCUUCGCCUGGCAUACUCGGCCGCCUGCGGACUCUGCCACCUGCACACCGAGAUCUACGGCACGCAGGGCAAACCGGCCAUCGCUCACCGAGACCUGAAGAGCAAGAACAUCCUGAUCAAGAAGAACGGAGCCUGCUGCAUCGCAGACCUCGGCCUCGCCGUCAAGUUCAACAGCGACACUAACGAGGUGGACGUGCCCCUGAGCACGCGGGUCGGCACGCGGCGCUACAUGGCGCCGGAGGUUUUGGACGAGAGUCUGAACAAGAACCACUUCCAGGCGUACAUCAUGGCCGACAUGUACAGCUACGGCCUCAUCAUCUGGGAGAUGGCCCGACGCUGCAACACCGGAGGUAUUGUGGAGGACUACCAGCCCCCGUAUUAUGAGAUGGUUCCCUCCGACCCGUCGUAUGAAGACAUGCUGGAGGUCGUCUGUGUGAAAGGACUCCGGCCGACCCUGUCCAACCGCUGGAACAGUGACGAGUGUCUCCGGGCCAUGCUGAAGCUGAUGUCCGAGUGCUGGGCUCCGAACCCGGCCUCCCGCCUCACCAUCCUCAGAGUCAAGAAGACGCUCGCCAAGAUGGUGGAGUCGCAGGACAUCAAGAUCUGACCGUACUCCUCCUCCCCCUCCUCCUCAUCCUCCUUAAUAUCAGUGCAUCCCUCUUCAUCAGGAGGAGAGAGAUAAAAAUGGACCCAUUUCAGGGCUGAACUCUGUGUCUCCUCCUCCCCCUCCAUCGUCACUGUCUAGAAAAUGUGCUGUGUCUCAUUUUGGAUACCUCUCUUAGUACGCUGCCAUGUCGUACACUGGGAACACUUUGACCACAAGCAGUCAUGUGAAGUUACUCAUGGCCAGUGUUUGGUGUAACGCGUUACAAAAGUAACGGAGUUACAGUAAUGUAUUGCUUUUUGCUGUAACGCAGUCAUAUAACGCAUUACUUCUGAAAUGUGGGUAAUAUAAUACCCGUGACAAUUCACAGUUACACAGUUACAACACGUUUCAACCCGAAAUGAUGUGGUGCUUUGUUUUUAAGAAAUAACAAACAUCGCGAGACAUUCCGACACCAGAGGAACAAUUGUGCAGGUAGAAUAGUAACUCAGUAAGCCUGUUUACUAUUGGUUAAGAGGGCUGCAGAAACAGAUUCGCGAUUGAGAGCUGCUUGCUUGCAAUGGAGAGCUGCAGGCUCGGAGAAAAGAACAGGAAAACACGCGCAGGCCGAAGCAACAGAAAGUAACUUUCUCUCUCGGUCUGCUAUGCUGGUUGAACCCCGAGAAGUUCAGAGACUCAGUGUUGAAGAUCUGCAGCCUCUGUCUUCUGUGGAAUCACCGGCUUUUAGAAAGCUUGUCAGCCAAAUCCCCGUUAACACACCAAUGACAAGGUGAGCUAACGUUGCAUAGAGACUCGUUCAUAUACAGCAGGGCACAGGGCCGUGCAGAGGCUCCACUAACAUGUUAUUAAUGACACGGAGACGUCAUGUUACCGGUAUCACAUAUUAUUCAGCCCACUUAAACGGAGCAUGAGUUUAAUUUCAGCAUACUGCCAUAGAUAGCUUUAAUUAAUGAGCUGCAAUAAACUACAUUUGAGCAUUUAAAGCCAAACUUUAGAGGUUAUUUUGGUGAAAGUAGUGUAACGUAUUACACUUCAGAGACAGUAAUAAUGUAAUGUAACUUAUUACUUUAAAAAGACAGCAAUAAGUAAUAUGUACUGUAUUACAUUUUGGAAGUAACUUGCCCAUCACUGCUCAUGGCUGCUGUGACCUCAUUGGAAAGGAGGAUCACCGCAACUGUUAGCUGGAAAAAUUAUUAGGAAAAUAUGUGAAAUAAUUUGUGAAAAAUAACAUGAAUGUCUGAAAGAGUUUAAAUAGUUUCCAAAAAAAUCCUACAUUUAAGAAAAACUAAAAAUAAGUGAGAUGUAAAAAAAAAAGCUAGCUAAAUAAAAAUGGUUUGUGGUACUUUUAUUUUUGUUAAAGGGAAACAACUUUAUUAUCAGCAUGUUUUAGGAACUUUUCCUCACAUUUUACUUAAAUAUUUCUCAGUUUUUUACAUAAAUUAUUUCACAUAUCUUUAAUAUAUAAUACUUUCUCUUCACUAUCAAACAGCAAAUGUGUCAGGAUGACGCUGCCUGGUCAAAAUUCACUAAGUAAAAAGUGCUUGUAGCGUACGACUUGGCAUUGAAGCAAGGGAAGUAUCGGGAUAGAGACACAGCGCAAACACAAACAUGGAGUCCUUCCUCUUCUUCCUCCUCCUUCAGAAACAAACAUGGAGUCCCUCCUCCACCUCUUUCUGCCGGUGUGACGCUUUCCGUGAAAGCAAAACGAGACGAUAAAGAUAAUUUUGGCGGCGGGGGAAACGAUGCUCGAUAAUGAACAGAUUUUUUUUUUAAGGAGCUGCGUUGCCUUCCUCCUCUUAUGCCUGUUUAAACAGAAAUGCCAAUUUUUGUUUUGUUAUUAUUUUCUCUUCAGGACUGAGUUCUCCUGCCAUAUUGAAAUAUAUCUCCACUCUAAGAAAGUAGAGUUAAUUAUAAGUAAGAAAAAAAGGUACUAUUAUAAUAUGUGAAUUUUAAUGUGUAAAUAAGUGUUAUCAUUAGAUGCCAUGCCUACUCAUGAGAGGAAAGUAAAGAAAGAUAUCAGAACACUAUGCUGCAGUGGUGUUGACGUCCAGCCGACUCCAGGAGACGUCUACCGUCCUGUUUGUCCACUUCCUGUCUAACUGUCCACUUCCUGUUUGUCCGUCUGUCCACUUUCUGUCUGUCGAGAUGCCUGAUUGGUUGAGUUUAACCCGAGUGAGUGGAGCCAAAAGGACCCGCGUUCGGGGUCCAUUGAGAUUUGUUAGAUUCAAGACUUUUUUUAAAUGCCAAUUUGGUUUAAAGUUGUAAUGUACAACGUUUCCAUAUUAAGAUGUUUAGACAUGUUAUAUAAAAUACAGUUGAGUUGUCUGCUUACAUUAUCCGAAAUGUUUCAGAGACUCAAUCUGCAAAUCAGAUCUGCCCCAAAUUUGAUUGGGUUCAUCGUCUUCCCAUAAUGCACCUUUCCAGUGAGUUUUAUGAAAAUCGGUUUGGAAAAUUUCCAUUAUCCUGCUGACCGACAAACCAAAUUAAGCAGAUUUUCCCAUUCAUGUUGGCUCCUCCCACUUGGAUUUCAAAAAUAAGUUUCAUAGUUCCAUCGUUCUACAGCGUAAAUACUCAUUAUUUUAGCUGCAUUUUGGGAAAAAACGUCCCUCCUUUUAAGAAUAUUUGGGAAUGUGUUUAGCCUAGCUUAGCACAAAGAGUGGAAACAGGGGGAAACUGCUAGCAUGGCAGCAUAACAAGAAACACAUCUUCAAAUGUUUAUGUUUGAUCUGAUUUAUCGAGCUGUGGAAACAGAAAUCUCUUCAGCAGCAGAACGACUGUGUGUUUGAGAGAGAGUGUGAGAGUGUGUGUGAAUGAAACUUACAGUUCAUAUUUAAGAGCAGUAACUUUAGUGUUUUUCUCUGUAACAAAUAUGCAAGGAAACUCCCCGUAUAGAAAUAAUCUCUAAUAUGUAAAGCUGUAAUGUUUCUGUUGUUUUGGUGUUGUUGUUUUGUACAGCAUCUGGUUCGGUGCCUUAUGAGUUUACCAAGGAAAUGAAAACUCUGUAUACAGUCUGUCCAAUGUAACGAUUUUUAAGUAAAUAACCUUAUUUUAGUACACAAAAUGA
Molecule: messenger RNA, 5135 nt
Organism: Eleginops maclovinus (Patagonian blennie)
Lineage: Eukaryota; Metazoa; Chordata; Actinopteri; Perciformes; Eleginopidae
Product: bone morphogenetic protein receptor type-1A-like
Exons: 13
Coding region: 509-2074 (521 amino acids)
Biological process (GO): cellular response to growth factor stimulus; protein phosphorylation; BMP signaling pathway
Cellular component (GO): signaling receptor complex; plasma membrane
Molecular function (GO): ATP binding; SMAD binding; transforming growth factor beta receptor activity, type I
Source: RefSeq, a predicted model, not a curated record